GCGCGCUGCUUCAGCCGCUCCAGCUGCUGUCGCCGCUGCCUGCCCCGCCGUUCUCCCCUCAUCUUUCUAAAUGCAGCGGCGACCAUCAUGACGGGCAUCGCGGCUGUGUCAUUUUUCUCCAACGCUUGCAGGUUCGCCGGCUGCGGGCUUCACUUCGACUCCCUGUCGGAGCUCAUCGUGCACAUCGAGGAUAAACACAUCGAUACAGACCCCUGUUUUCUGGAGAAGCAGGAGUGGCAGCAGCCGACAUACGUUGCCCUCAGUUAUAUCAACAGGUUUAUGACAGACGCAGCGAGACAAGAGCACGAGACCCUGAAGAAGAAGGUGCAGCCCAAGCUGUCUCUGUCUCUGACUGGAAAUCUGUCACGCUGCAAUGUUUCCACUCCACCUCGCCACACCAGUGGAAACCUCACCCCGCCAGUCACCCCACCAAUCACCCCUUGCUCUUCAUUCCGCAGCAGUACACCUACAGGUAGUGACUGUGAUGAAGAAGAUAUCGAGUUUGAGGCAUCAGACAGUGAUGAGUCGUGGACCACAGAGAGUGCCAUCAGCUCCAAGUCUAUCCUGAGCUCCAUGAGCAUGAAUGGAGGAGAUGAGAAGCCUUUUGCUUGUCCUGUUCCAGGCUGCACAAAGAGAUACAAGAAUGUGAAUGGAAUCAAAUAUCACGCCAAGAAUGGCCACCGAACACAGAUCAGGGUGCGCAAACCUUUUAAGUGCCGUUGUGGGAAGAGCUACAAAACGUCUCAGGGUCUCCGCCACCACACCAUCAACUUUCACCCACCCGUCUCUGCAGAUGUUCUUCGAAAGAUGCAGCAGUAGGAGUCUGAAGCCUCUCAGCUCUCAUCAGCACCUAUCAGAACUCCACCAUCACCAGCAGUACUUUCCUAUUUUGGUCCUGCUUUCUCCUACCCACCUUUUUUACCCUUUUUGCAACAACACUAGGUUUUGAUAGCAUGACAUAGUAUUCUACUUUAAAUUCUCUUCAAGUUGUUUAUUUUUUCUUAA
This is a messenger RNA of Nematolebias whitei (Rio pearlfish), 1005 nucleotides long. RefSeq names its product JAZF zinc finger 1b (gene jazf1b). Gene Ontology annotation, cellular component: nucleus. The transcript is spliced from 5 exons. Lineage: Eukaryota; Metazoa; Chordata; Actinopteri; Cyprinodontiformes; Rivulidae. Bases 88 to 819 code for a protein of 243 amino acids. The record is from RefSeq and is a predicted model, not a curated record.